Molecule: messenger RNA, 2132 nt
Organism: Odobenus rosmarus divergens (Pacific walrus)
Lineage: Eukaryota; Metazoa; Chordata; Mammalia; Carnivora; Odobenidae
Gene: BRAP
Product: BRCA1 associated protein
Exons: 12
Coding region: 154-1929 (591 amino acids)
Biological process (GO): protein ubiquitination; Ras protein signal transduction
Cellular component (GO): cytoplasm
Molecular function (GO): zinc ion binding; ubiquitin protein ligase activity; nucleic acid binding
Source: RefSeq, a predicted model, not a curated record
UCGCAGGGUUGCGCGCGGAGCUGCUGCUACCGAGGCAGCGGCGGCGGCGCUGAGGCGGUGGCAGCGCUGCCGACCCUGGGCCGCCCGGCCUCUCAGCUCGCCUUCCAGCCUCGCCUGAGCCCGCCGGGGCCCGCGCCGGCCAGCGCCUGCCCUAUGAGUGUGUCACUGGUUGUCAUCCGACUGGAGCUUGCGGAACACUCGCCCGUCCCCGCCGGCUUCGGCUUCAGCGCCGCCGCUGGGGAAAUGUCUGAUGAGGAGAUCAAAAAGAAGACACUAGCUUCAGCUGUAGCCUCUUUAGAAGGGAAGUCACCAGGGGAGAAAGCAGCAAUCAUACAUCAGCAUCUUGGCCGUCGAGAAAUGACAGAUAUGAUCAUUGAGACCAUGAAGUCUAAUCCAGAUGAGCUGAAAGCCACAAUGGAAGAAAGGAAGUCUUCAGAAGCAUCUCCCACUGCACAGAGAAGUAAAGAUCAACGUAUAGAAUGCAUAAACGCUCCCGAUUCUCCAUCCAAACAGCUUCCAGACCAGAUUUCGUUCUUUAGUGGAAAUCCAUCAGUUGAAAUAGUUCAUGGUAUUAUGCAUCUAUACAAGACAAAUAAGAUGACCUCCUUAAAAGAAGAUGUGAGGCGCAGUGCCAUGCUGUGUAUUCUCACAGUCCCUGCUACAAUGACCAGUCAUGACCUUAUGAAGUUUGUCGCCCCAUUUAAUGAAGUAAUUGAACAAAUGAAAAUCAUCAGAGACUCUACUCCAAAUCAAUAUAUGGUGCUGAUAAAGUUUAGUGCACAGGCCGAUGCAGAUAGUUUUUAUAUGGCGUGCAAUGGCCGCCAGUUCAACUCCAUAGAAGAUGAUGUUUGCCAGCUGGUGUAUGUGGAAAGGGCUGAAGUACUGAAAUCUGAAGAUGGUGCCAGCCUCCCCGUGAUGGACCUGACCGAGCUCCCCAAGUGCACGGUGUGUCUGGAGCGCAUGGACGAGUCUGUGAAUGGCAUCCUCACCACGUUAUGUAACCACAGCUUCCACAGCCAGUGCCUGCAGCGCUGGGAUGACACCACGUGUCCUGUGUGCCGGUACUGCCAAACGCCAGAGCCAGUGGAAGAGAAUAAGUGCUUCGAGUGUGGCGUGCAGGAAAACCUGUGGAUUUGUUUAAUAUGUGGCCACAUAGGAUGUGGACGGUAUGUAAGUCGACAUGCUUAUAAGCACUUCGAGGAAACACAGCACACGUACGCCAUGCAGCUCACCAACCAUCGAGUCUGGGACUAUGCCGGAGAUAACUAUGUUCAUCGACUGGUUGCAAGUAAAACAGAUGGAAAAAUAGUACAGUAUGAAUGUGAGGGUGAUACUUGCCAGGAAGAGAAAAUAGAUGCCUUACAGUUAGAGUAUUCGUAUUUACUAACAAGCCAGCUGGAAUCUCAGCGAAUCUACUGGGAAAACAAGAUAGUUCGGAUAGAGAAGGACACAGCAGAGGAAAUUAACAACAUGAAGACCAAAUUUAAAGAAACAAUUGAGAAAUGUGAUAAUCUGGAGCACAGACUAAAUGAUCUCCUAAAAGAAAAGCAAUCUGUGGAAAGAAAGUGCACCCAACUAAACACGAAAGUGGCCAAACUCACCACAGAGCUCAAAGAGGAGCAGGAAAUGAACAAGUGUUUGCGAGCCAACCAAGUCCUCCUGCAGAACAAACUGAAGGAGGAGGAGAGGGUGUUGAAGGAGACCUGCGACCAGAAGGAUCUGCAGAUCACCGAAAUCCAGGAGCAGCUGCGUGACGUCAUGUUCUACCUGGAGACACAGCAGAAGAUCAACCACCUGCCUGCUGAGACCCGGCAGGAAAUCCAGGAGGGACAGAUCAACAUCGCAGUGGCCUCAGCCUCCAGCGCCCCCUCUUCGGGUGGCAGUGGGAAGCUGCCCUCCAGGAAAGGCCGCAGCAAGAGGGGCAAGUGACCUCUAGGAAACAGGUGUUGCUGAGACUGUUCUCCCUGGCGCGGCAAGGGUGUGCUGGGGCUUCAGCUACAUGUGAGGGUGGACCUUGAUUAAGUACAAGUGAGGACGGAGCCGCCGUUGUUUGGAUCUUUUCUUGGCUGGCGUGCGCUGUAGUAACUGGAGGGCCAGUGGCCGUGGCGAGGAGAGCUGAUGGGAAUGGGCCG